Messenger RNA from Ixodes scapularis (black-legged tick), 2500 nucleotides. RefSeq names its product mitochondrial substrate carrier family protein S. Gene Ontology annotation, molecular function: transmembrane transporter activity. The transcript has 8 exons. The record is from RefSeq and is a predicted model, not a curated record. The coding region runs from base 217 to 1062 and encodes 281 amino acids. Lineage: Eukaryota; Metazoa; Arthropoda; Arachnida; Ixodida; Ixodidae. Gene Ontology annotation, biological process: transport. Gene Ontology annotation, cellular component: mitochondrion.
GGAGUAAUACAAUGACCUUUUGCACAUAGAGACGGCGGUGGGUUUUACGGAAAGAGAUGGCGAAAUACGUUCGGCGGCACCGCGGGCACCGGGCGAACUCGGCCAUUCAGCUCAGAUGUUUAUCUCGGCCCCUUGCUUGCGGUGGUGCCGUGCUUUAUAAAAAGAAACGCUUAACUUAGCCCAUAGCUUUUCAGAUAGUAUAUACAAACUGCUAAUAUGACACACAACGAAGAGCGGACGCACUGGAUCAAGGAAGGGGCCAUUGGACUAGGAGUCGGAGUUCUCUAUGGAGUCACAAACGUCUGCGUGGGUCACCCGUUCGACACGAUCAAGACGAAAAUGCAAGCUCAAGUGGGAUUCGAGAGCUGCAGCAUGUACCAGUCGUUCCGAAAAACGCUCAAAACGGGCGGCGUCAUUGGGUUAUACAGAGGUUGCGUGCCACCUUUACUUGGAUCUGGCAUUUACCGCUCGGUACAGUUUGCUGUUUUUGAAGCCGCGUAUACAUACCUUGAUGGCAGCAUAGCCAGGAGCGAAAUCCCAUUUACGGCUGGACUACAGACGAGAGUAGUUGUCGGAGGCGUGAUUGCUUCAACGGCCAGGGCCAUCAUCGAAUGCCCGCUGGAGUAUGCCAAGAUAAGUCGGCAAAUUGGCCAGACGUGGACGCUUCGCAAGGUCUACACGGGCUUUGGCGUCACCUGGCUCCGCACGGUGGGACUGAUGACGUCCUACUUCAUCUUCCUGGACUCUGGUCGUCGCCACUUCAACGACUACUUCCAGCGCCCCCUCCUGGGUCCCUUCCUCAUUUCCGGCCUGGCCGCCACCGCCGCCUGGUGGAUCGUCUGGCCACUGGAGUACAUGAAAUCUCAAGUGCAGGGACACUACGGAAAGAAUGUGUCCCUUCUUCAGCGAAUGCGGUCUGUCUACAGCGAGAAGGGUGGCUUUGCGGCGAUGUACCGCGGUCUGGCUCCCGGCUCGAUCCGUAGCUUCGUAGCGAACGGUACCAGCAUGAUAGUCAUGAGCUACGCACAGCGCAAGGUGACCGAACUGGGGCUACGGGAUUGAACGUUGGCUCUACGGUACUUGUCUUAGCCGAGUCCAGCCGGCCGUCUGUUGACUACUAUUUGCGUGUCCGUCUGGAAGUGUUCAGUUCGGCGAGCUGCUCACUGCGCAAUGUAGUGUUUUGAUUGGUUCGCACUAUGCAUUGCUGAAAUUGAACCUUUAUUUUUUUUGGGGCCACUGCAUACAUUUAUGUUUUUGUUUUACUUUUAGCAUUCGUUGGCUAUGCCUACAGGCUGGUACUCGGUGUUGUUGCUUAAAAAUGAGAUGUUUUGCAAUGCCUUUUUGCACGGCAACAACCCUUUCUGCAUAAACCAUUACCCCCCUUACCUCCCAAGAGGUUUUGAAGCAUUUUUGAAGAAUUUAGUGUUCGAGCUUUCUCGACAAAGGCGUAUGUGAUACUUUGCUGGGGAAAUACUCCUUUUUUUUCUAAAGGGUAUUUUUUUUUUUUUAAAGAGAGUUAUUCCAGCGGUUAAUGACAGACUUCUGUCCAAGUGGGUGCCUUUAGGCGAUGCAGCUGGAAAUAUCGCAUUUAAGAGAACUGACGUCAUUAGCUCCGAGUGCCUAGGAAUUGCAGGGGAUUUCUCUGCGAUUCUCGCUUGUGUUCAGGGAAAAUGUUUCCAGUUUGGAAGCGAGUUUGAGUGCGGGGAGUCAAUAUUUCAUGUGCAUCUCUUUAAGAGUCGUUUUCUUUUUGGGUUUUGUUAUUGCUAAAGAUGCAUUCAGCAACAUGUUUUUACGGGGAUGUAGCGAGUGAUUAUUGUGCUACGUGUAUAAAGUAUGUCUUAAAAAUGGCUUCAGUCUACAAAAACAUUGUUCGGAAAAUUUAAAUCUUUUCUAAUGCGUUUGUUAUAUUUACUUUUAAGCUUCCACUCCUACUCUUUCAGAAAUGUAAAAUGAGAAGGGACUAGUUUCUACGACUGAAUGAUGGCCAGUAAGGUGAGACAUUGGCCAGCCUCUUAAGUGCCUCCUAGAAAUACUGUCGCCUACACUAUUAAGCACACUUACACUCCAAGUAAAUACACAGUCGAAUGGAGCUUUUUCCUUUACGUGCAAUCACAAAUGUUUUGCUGUUUUUUUUGCAACGCAGGUUUUUCUUUGCAGGAAAAUGUUACCAUAUUAUAGCUGGUUUUCUUUUUAAGUUUUUAUAAUCCUGGAUGUGGGAUCCCAUUAUGUCUGACAGCUGUUAUUACUGUUCUCUCCUCUUUUCUCGGUUUGAGCAAACAUUCUUGCAGAUAUUUAGAGAAAGUCAGCUAAAGUGCCAUAGUGACUAGUGGGACCUUUGCCUUGCUGGAGCUCUCCUGAAUACUGAAGGGACACUCUCUCUUCUCUCCAUGUUGUCUUACCGGUUGCAGAAACAGCUAUAUUUUUGUACAAACGCUAAUAUUGCUCUGUGCUCAAUAUAUGUGCAAUAAAUGUUCAAUGUUUAUUUUUUUUACACAUUUUA